AUGUUCCGGAGUGCUGCGGCGGCCGUGAACGUAACGGAACUGGGGGCCACAGGGGGGCCACGCCCUAAAGGGGGCCACACCCUAAGGGGGGGCCCCAGGGGGGCCACGCCCUCGACGGGGCUCCCCAGCCAGGGGCCGCCACCUCCGCCGUGCUCUAGCGUUGCCGCCUGGUGCCUGGACGUCCUAAUCCUCGUCCUCCAGGAUGAGGUCCUGGAGGGAGGCCUCGAUAGCGGCAACGACUUUACCAGCCUCCUGCCGGAGGGUUUCCUCCAGGAUGAGGUCCUGGAGGGAGGCCUCAAUAGCGGCCACAACUUUACCAGCCUCCUGCCGGAGGGUUUCCUCCAGGAUGAGGUCCUGGAGGGAGGCCUCAAUAGCGGCCACAACUUUACCAGCCUCCUGCCGGAGGGUUUCCUCCAGGAUGAGGUCCUGGAGGGAGGCCUCAAUAGCGGCCACAACUUUACCAGCCUCCUGGUGGAGGGUUUCCUCCAGGAUGAGGUCCUGGAGGGAGGCCUCAAUAGCGGCCACAACUUUACCAGCCUCCUGGUGGAGGGUUUCCUCCAGGAUGAGGUCCUGGAGGGAGGCCUCAAUAGCGGCCACAACUUUACCAGCCUCCUGGUGGAGGGUUUCCUCCAGGAUGAGGUCCUGGAGGGAGGCCUCGAUAGCGGCCACGACUUUGUCAGCCUCCUGCCGGAGGGUGACAAAGUCCAUCUCGAGAGGGCCGGCAAUGGGCUCCUCCCGUCGGUGUCCAGGAGACACCUCAGCCGCGACGUAAGAUCGAGCCCCGUCGCGGUGGGCUGCGGCGGCUCCGGCCUCAGCCACGCUCAAUGCCUGGUGAUCGGGCUGCACCUUAUGGAAGGAGACAGUGUACAUCCUCAAUUUAUACUUCUGUGAGUAUAUAAAAAAAGAU
Messenger RNA from Eriocheir sinensis (Chinese mitten crab), 907 nucleotides. RefSeq lists its product as uncharacterized. The record is from RefSeq and is a predicted model, not a curated record. NCBI's taxonomy places the organism in Eukaryota, Metazoa, Arthropoda, Malacostraca, Decapoda, Varunidae. The transcript is spliced from 3 exons. Bases 1 to 891 code for a protein of 296 amino acids.